UAUCCAUGUGCUGUUUUCAAUAUACUAAACACCACAUUAGCUCACUUGUUUCGGCUUCACCAGACCACUUAGUUUUUAUAAUCUCACCGUCCACUCCAAUUACUAACAAAGUAACAAUAACAAAACAAAAGCGAUGAGAAUUAAAUAAAUAAUAAAAGUUUACAGCAAAGAAACUCUUAAAAGGCAUCUUCCCCGCCUUUAUAAAUCACAAAUCCCAUGCAUAUCUCAUUCAGACAGGAACACACCUCACAGGCCAAAUUUCCAAAAAAUUAUAUUUUGUCCAUUGAUUUCCUGAAUCCAAAGAAUGGCCCUGGAAGCUGUUCAGGCAACCUCUAGAACUAUAGAGCCAACUUCAAGUCCAAGGAUUUCUUUCUCUGCUGAUUUCCUUGAUGAAAACAACUUCAUUUCCAUCAACCCACAUUCUCAAAAUGAAGAAAAGGGGCAAGACAAAGGGAAGGAGGCCAAGGAGUGGGAGAAGGACAAGGCAAGAGCUGCAGAAUUUGAGUUCCUUUCAAGCAACGUGAGCAGCCAUGCCAUGUUGACAGCGGAUGAGCUUUUCUUUGAAGGAAAGCUGCUCCCCUUUUGGCAAAUGCAGCAUUCCGAGAAGCUCAACAAAAUCAGCCUUAAAACCAAAGCUUCUGAAGAGGAAGAGGAGGCAGAAGUUAACAAGGAGGAGAGUAGGGUAAGUUGGUUUGUGGACGAUGACCCAUCUCCAAGGCCACCGAAAUGUACUGUAUUGUGGAAAGAGUUGCUGAGGUUGAAGAAGCAGCGCGCUUCUUCUUUAUCCCCAUCGUCUUCUUCCUCUUCAACAUCGUCUUCUUCGAGCUCGCUGGCUGACGUAGCUACAGCAGAAGAAGGAAAAGAAGGGUCUGGGAAUAGAGAUAAGAAUGUGAAGAGGAUAAAGAAAGGGUUGGAAAGAACCAGAUCAGCAAGCAUUAGAAUAAGGCCAAUGAUAAAUGUGCCCAUUUGCACACAAGUGAAAAGCAGCGCAUUGCCUCCUCUGUUUCCCCUUAAGAAAGGAAGAUUAGAGAGGUGAAGCAAACAGAGCCAUAGUCGAGUUUGAUCUGGAAACUUAGGCUUGUUCAAUAUGUUCAUUUGUUUUUCAUUCGUUUUUAAUUUC
Theobroma umbraticum is the source of this 1120-nucleotide messenger RNA. RefSeq lists its product as uncharacterized. The record is from RefSeq and is a predicted model, not a curated record. Lineage: Eukaryota; Viridiplantae; Streptophyta; Magnoliopsida; Malvales; Malvaceae.